Molecule: messenger RNA, 182 nt
Organism: Funneliformis geosporum
Lineage: Eukaryota; Fungi; Glomeromycota; Glomeromycetes; Glomerales; Glomeraceae
Source: the annotation of a GenBank genome assembly
CAAUAAAAAGGACGCAAUCAGAUUUGGAACUAAGAGACCCUUCGAUGAAUUGGUUAAAUACUUAGAUAAGAGCUUCUAUUCUCUACGAGGACACCCAUGGGGAUUGGAGCAGGGUGAUGAUUCGGUAGAAGAUUUUUAUAAGAAGUACAAGGAGUAUAUAAAGCUUUCUAGAUGGGAUGAAA